CUUUGAGACUUGCUGCUGAAGUACAUUGCACAAGUCUUCACAGGCUUGUGCUAAAUUCAGUUUCAAAAAAAAAAAAAAAGUUCAUGUCAUUUCUAUCUAUAAUAAAGUGAAACAUAAAACAACCCCUCAUGUUUUUUCCACUUUCUCAUUCAUGUUUAGUGGUACAUGGUUCCUUUUAUAUAAUGGUGUCAAAAUCUUGAAAAGUUUAUAAAACUAUCAUCAACUGUUUCUGUUUUCCCAGUUUCUUUCAAGUAUUGUGAAAGUUUGUUGAGAAAAAAAAGAGUAAAAAAGACAUGAUCUUGGUUGGUUCUUUGUUUAUAAUGGUGUCAAAAUCUUGAAAAAGAAAAUUAAAAAAACAUCUUCUUGGUUGUUGUUUUUUUGUUGACAUUUUGAGUUCUUUGUCUACAAUGGUGUCAAAAUCUUGAUAAGUAAAAAAAACAUAGUCUUGAUUGGUUUUUUGACAUUUUGAGUUCUUUGUUUAUAAUGGUGUCAAAAUCUUGAUAAGUAAAGAAACAUAAUCUUGGUUGUUUUUUUGACACUUUUAGUUCUUUGUGUAUAAUGGUAUCAAAAUCUUGAAAAGGAAGAACAAAAAAACAUGAUCUUGGUUUGGUUUUUUUGACAUUUUGAGAUCUUUGUUUAUAAUGGUGUCAAAAUCUUGAAAAGUAAAAAGACAUAAUCUUGGUUGGUGUUUUGACAUUUUGAGUUCUUUGUUUGUAAUGGUGUCAAAAUCUUGAAAAGAUAAAGAGUAACAAGAGAUGGUCUUGGUUGUUUUUUUGACAUUUUGAGUUCUUUGUUUAUAAUGGUGUCAAAAUCUUGAAAAGAUAAAAAGAGUAAAAAGUAACAUUUUAGUUCUUGUUUUUGGUAAUUCUUAAUGGUUUCAAAAUCUUGAAAAGCUCAUAAAAUUUCCAAUUUCUUUUAAGUAUUGUAAAGUUACUCGAAAAAAGAGUAAAAAGAAAUGAUCGUGGUUGGUUUUUGACAUUUUGAGUUCUUUGUUUAUAAUGUGCCAAAAUGUUGAUUUUAAUUGUUUUUUUUUUGACAUUUUUAGUUCUUGGUUAUUAUAUGGUGUCAAAUUCUUGAAAUGCUCAUAAAACUAGCAUAACUUCAUCCCAAUUUCAAGACUUGAUCUUGGUUGGUUUUUGAACAUUUUUAGUUCUUGGUUUGGUAAUUAUAAUACCAUAUGUUAGUUGGUUUUUGACCCUUUUUGGGUUUUGGGGUUUUGGGAUUUUGGUUUUAAAAAAAAAAAAGGAGAAUGGGAGAAGUAGAGGGGUGGGGUUGGGCACAAUCACCAAGUGGAUCACCAAUGUACAUAACAAAAGAUGAUCAUUGGACUCAUUUUGACAAUUCUGUUAAUGCUGUUUCUUUUGGUUUUGUUGCUACUGCCAUUCUUAUAUCUAUGUUCCUUGUCAUGGCCAUUUUUGAGAGGUUUCUCAGACCUAAUUCACCUGCUUUUUCGCCUUCCGGUGGCCGGAAUCUCAGUGACAUUGAGUCUCAGAUGAGCUUCAAUGGAAAACUUGGUGGUCAAACUCCCAAAGUGUCGAUGAGAGCACGAGAAGUUUCUGUGUUGAUGCCAGGAGAAGACGUCCCUACUUUCCUCGCCAAUCCUGCUCCCGUACCAUGUCCUCCUGAACGCGAUCCAUGGCCUCUUCAUCAAUAGAAUUCCUUACCCGGUUUCUUGAACUCCGACUCAAAUCCACAAUCCUAGUUAGCUCAAUAUAUGUACAUAGCUUUUACAGGCAUUGAAUUUCUAGCUCAAUUGGUGGCCUCUAUAUAAAUGAAUAUCGCGUUAUAUAGAGUAAGUUGUUCGUUAAGUCAUGCACAACAAUAUUAUGUUUUGGUAUGUUUUUCUUUGUCAUCUGA
This is a messenger RNA of Capsicum annuum, 1857 nucleotides long. RefSeq lists its product as uncharacterized. The record is from RefSeq and is a predicted model, not a curated record. Lineage: Eukaryota; Viridiplantae; Streptophyta; Magnoliopsida; Solanales; Solanaceae. The transcript is spliced from 2 exons. Bases 1250 to 1654 code for a protein of 134 amino acids.